Messenger RNA from Daphnia magna, 1247 nucleotides. Its product is annotated as extensin-2-like. Gene Ontology annotation, cellular component: extracellular matrix. NCBI's taxonomy places the organism in Eukaryota, Metazoa, Arthropoda, Branchiopoda, Diplostraca, Daphniidae. The record is from RefSeq and is a predicted model, not a curated record. The transcript has 3 exons. Bases 150 to 1064 code for a protein of 304 amino acids.
AUAGUCCACAGGUAAAGCCCUUCCCUUCUACUAAACGUUUCACACUAGAAAUAGUGCUUGUUCAGCAAGUAUAUAAAGGCUGUGAUGUCAAACGAUAGUCACAACAGUCGUUGACUUGUCUCAAUUCCACUAACACAACACUUCUCAUCAUGAAGAUCGUUUUGCUGUCCGCUUUCUUGGCCGUUGCAGUUGCUCAAAUUUCAUAUGAUCCAGAGCCGGCCUACAAGGCAUACGAAUACCCCCCACAGCCAUACAGCUUUGCGUGGGAAGUCAACGACCCUCCUUCCUACAACAACUAUGCCCAUUCCGAAAACAGUGACGGCAAUGUAGUCACCGGAUCUUAUCGUGUCGCUCUCCCCGAUGGUCGCACUCAGAUUGUCAAUUACAAAGCUGACAAGAAUGGUUAUGUAGCCGACGUUAAGUACGAAGGCGAAGCCAAAUAUUCUGAAUACAAACCGGCAGAAUCUUAUACGUCCCCGGCCUAUAAGGCACCUGCCCCAGCCUACCAAACUCCGGCCUACAAAGCUCCAGCCCCUCCGGCCUACAAAGCUCCGGCGGCUCCGGAAUACAAAGCUCCAGCUCCUCCAGCAUACAAAGCUCCAUCUCCUCCAGCAUACAAAGCUCCGGCCCCUCCAGCAUACAAAGCUCCGGCCCCUCCAGCAUACAAAGCUCCGGCUGCUCCAGCAUACAAGGCUCCGGCUGCUCCAGUGUACAAGGUCUCGGCUGCUCCGGCCUACGAAGCUCCGGCCGCUCCAGAAUACAAAGCUCCGGCCCCACCAGCGUACAAAGCUCCGGCGUACAAGGCUCCGACUUACGAAGUUUCUGCCGCUCCGGCAUAUAAAGCACCUGCCCCUCCAGCAUACAAGGCUCCGGCUGCUCCAGUAUAUGAAACUCCAGCCGCUCCGGCAUACAAAGCUCCUUCAACGGUGUAUUACAAGACUCCGGAAGCUCCUGUUUACAAGGUUCCAGCUACUCCGACCUAUGAAGCUCCUGCUCCACCGGCUUAUAAAAUUCCUGCUGCCCCCUCUUACAAAGCCCCUACACCAGUCUACAGUCGUAACUGAACAUCUAAUAGCAAUAACUUAGUGCUCAAUUUUUUAUGUACAGUCAAAGGGAGAAACUAAAUUUUGUGCGAAAAAAACAAACGCUGAUUGCGAUGGAUGAUUUGUAACACACAUGUGCCCAAAUAGUAUAAAAACAAUGAAACUUGUAUGUCCGUUGACUAAUUAAACAAAAAUAUCAUGAAA